Molecule: messenger RNA, 804 nt
Organism: Musca vetustissima
Lineage: Eukaryota; Metazoa; Arthropoda; Insecta; Diptera; Muscidae
Product: UPF0047 protein YjbQ
Exons: 4
Coding region: 180-764 (194 amino acids)
Source: RefSeq, a predicted model, not a curated record
CGUCAAAAAGCACACGCAGCCGUAGCCAUAAACAACGCAGUAACAGUACCAGCAUCACCACGAAUCCUCACGGCAAAAGCGGUUCAUCGACAGCGGCAGGCCAUUCCGGCACUGCCACGAAUAUUAAACAGAGCGCCAGUCGCAACAGCAAUAUACGCAGUUCAUCGUCGAACAGCACCAUGGCCUCGUCGAAUCAUCGAGGCGGGGGCGGUGGCGGCGGAGGGGGCGGCGGUACAGGUGGUGGUGGCGGUCACGGGCAUGCCGGUUCCGGUCUACAAAUCGGUUCGGCGUGGUUUCAGCGCAAAAUCAAUCUACGACCCCAGCAUCGAGGUGUUCAUUUAGUGACGGAGGAGAUACUGCGACAAAUGCCCGAACUGUCACAAUUUUCGGUGGGAUUAUGUCAUGUGCAAAUUUUACACACAUCAGCGAGUUUAGCGUUAAAUGAAAGUUGGGAUCCAGAUGUAAGAGACGACAUGGAAAUGAUGUUAAACAAAAUAGUUCCCGAAGGUCUACCCUAUAGGCAUUCAUGUGAAGGUCCUGAUGAUAUGCCUGCCCAUGUGAAAGCCUGCUUUCUUGGCAGUUCAUUGACAAUCCCCAUAACCGAUGGCAAAUUAUCCCUGGGCACCUGGCAGGGUGUUUGGUUAUGUGAGCAUCGCGAUCAGGCUGGUUCACGGAAAUUGGUGAUAACAUUAAGCGGGUGUCCGAGAGAAACGGCACGCAGUCCCCUAUCACCGGUGUCACCAAUUGCCUCCACAUCCAGUUAGGGAAGGCCUCGCUCCACCCGUGAUAGUCGGUAAUCGCGGG